AUGGAGUACCAUCUUGGAAAGGCAAAUGUAGUGGCGGAUGCUUUAAGCGGGAAAAUUGUGGCAGCUUUGAAAUCUUUUUGGAUUCUGGAAGAACUAUUAAAGGAUGUGAGUGUGGUGAGUACAAGAGGAAAUGAUGAGGCAAGAAUUGUUAAAGGAGGCUCACCAGGGCACUUCUUACUUCAUUUAGGAAGCAUUAAGAAGUAUCGUAAUUUAAGAAGUUUGUAUUGGUGGCCUGGAAUGAAGAAGGAGAUAUCAGAGUAUGUUUCGAGUUGUAUUACAUGUCAGCAAGUAAAGAUAGAACAUCAAGUCCCCUCAAGGAAGUUGUAUCUUCUAGAAAAUCUCGAGUGGAAGUGGGACAAGACAACUAUGGAUUCUGAUUCAGUUUUUGCUCUUAAUGAUACUAAAAAGAAUACAGUCUGGGAAAUGAAAAAGAAACUUUCAAUCAUUCGAACCCAUUUAAAGGCCGAUCAAGACCGACAGAAGGCUUACACUAAUAAGAAAAGGAAGGAUAUUUUGUCUGAAGUAGGAGACAAGGUAUUUUUGAAAGUUUCUCCCUGGAUAAAGGUUAUAAGGUUUGGACUAAAAGAGAACUUGAGCCUGCAUUUCAUAAGACUGGACGAAGUUCUGGAGUGA
This is a messenger RNA of Gossypium raimondii (Peruvian cotton), 633 nucleotides long. RefSeq lists its product as uncharacterized. The record is from RefSeq and is a predicted model, not a curated record. The transcript is spliced from 4 exons. NCBI's taxonomy places the organism in Eukaryota, Viridiplantae, Streptophyta, Magnoliopsida, Malvales, Malvaceae. The coding region runs from base 1 to 633 and encodes 210 amino acids.